Juglans microcarpa x Juglans regia is the source of this 1602-nucleotide messenger RNA. Its product is annotated as xanthotoxin 5-hydroxylase CYP82C4-like. NCBI's taxonomy places the organism in Eukaryota, Viridiplantae, Streptophyta, Magnoliopsida, Fagales, Juglandaceae. Gene Ontology annotation, molecular function: heme binding; iron ion binding; monooxygenase activity. The record is from RefSeq and is a predicted model, not a curated record. The transcript is spliced from 2 exons. Gene Ontology annotation, biological process: defense response to other organism. The coding region runs from base 1 to 1602 and encodes 533 amino acids.
AUGGAUCCUUACAUAAAACUAACUGCCAUUAUUGCUGUGUUUAUUUCUCUAAGCUUUCUGUACCGUUCUUUGCUUCAAAAGAAAAAGAGAGGUGACGAGGGCAUCAAAAGCAAAGAGGCUCCUGAACCAGCUGGUGCAUGGCCAAUUAUCGGCCACCUCCACCUUCUAGGCGGCGGUGAUGAACUUCUAUACCGAAUAUUCGGCACAAUGGCUGACAAAUACGGACCGGCAUUUAACAUCCGCCUAGGCAGCCGCCGUGCUUUCGUCGUGAGUUCAUGGGAAGUGGCGAAGGAAUGCUUCACCAUCAAUGACAAGGCAUUGGCUUCACGCCCCACCACAGUCGCCGCAAAGCAUAUGGGCUACAACUAUGCUGUGUUUGGAUUUGCUCCCUACAGCCCUUUUUGGCGCGAGAUGCGAAAGAUUGCAACGCUCGAACUUCUUUCAAACCGUCGGCUCGAGAUGCUCAAGCAUGUUAGGGCCUCCGAAGUUGACAUGGGGAUAAGGGAGCUCUACGAUUCAUGCGUGAAAAACAGCUCCGGGAGGAGUACUACUCCUUUGCUUGUCGAACUUAAACGAUGGUUGGAGGACUUGACACUGAAUGUGGUGGUGCGAAUGGUAGCAGGAAAACGUUAUUUUGGGGCCUCGGCUGCCGGUGACGAUGGCGAAGCCAGGAGGUGUCAGAAAGCAAUCAGUCAGUUUUUUCAUCUGAUUGGUAUUUUUGUGGUCUCGGACGCACUUCCUUUUCUGGGUUGGUUAGAUUUGCAGGGUCAUGAAAGGGCGAUGAAGAAGACGGCCAUGGAGUUGGAUUCCAUACUCGAAGUUUGGCUUGAGGAGCAUCGUCGAAGGAGAAGUUCAGGUGAAAUUAAGGGUGAGGGUGAGCAGGACUUCAUUGAUGUGAUGUUGUCACUUCAGGAGGAAGGUCAGCUCUCAAAUUUUCAAUAUGAUGCAGAUACAAGCAUCAAAUCUACCUGCCUGGCGGUCAUCCUUGGUGGUAGUGACACUACAGCAGGAACACUCGCGUGGGCCAUCUCAUUACUCCUAAAUAAUCGACAUGUGUUGAAGAAGGCACAAGAGGAAUUAGAUCUUCAUGUUGGAAUGGAAAGACAGGUUGAUGAGUCGGAUAUAAAAAACCUUACUUAUCUUCAAGCCAUUAUCAAGGAAACCCUCCGCCUAUAUCCAGCAGGUCCCUUAUUAGGACCGCGAGAAGCAUUUGAGGAUUGCACUGUGGCUGGCUAUCAUGUGCCUGCCGGCACCCGCUUGGUUGUGAACGUAUGGAAGAUUCAAAGAGAUCCAAGGGUUUGGUCUAAUCCAUCUACUUUUCAACCAGAAAGAUUUACCACAAGUCAUGCGACUGUUGACGUUAGAGGUCAACAGUUUGAACUUAUUCCUUUUGGCUCCGGGAGAAGGUCAUGCCCCGGUUUGUCAUUCGCACUCCAAGUUCUUCACUUGACGCUUGCUCGUCUCCUUCAUUGCUUUGAAUUGGCAACCCCAUUGGAUCAACCUGUUGACAUGACUGAAAGCCCGGGUUUAACUAUCCCUAAAGCAACUCCAUUAGAGGUUCUUCUUAAGCCACGCCUCCAUUCUAAACUCUAUGGCUAUUGA